Messenger RNA from Actinia tenebrosa (Australian red waratah sea anemone), 2810 nucleotides. RefSeq names its product phosphatidylinositol-glycan-specific phospholipase D. Gene Ontology annotation, molecular function: GPI anchor phospholipase D activity. The record is from RefSeq and is a predicted model, not a curated record. Lineage: Eukaryota; Metazoa; Cnidaria; Anthozoa; Actiniaria; Actiniidae. Gene Ontology annotation, cellular component: extracellular region; extracellular matrix.
GGUUCGAUCAAAACAUUCGUAAUGACAGGAGUGAUGGGUUAUUCUAUAGUUAUUGCGUAUUUUUUAUUUGGAUCUAUUCCUUUAUCGUUACAAUGUGGGAUUAGUACACACAUAGCAAUAGGACACCAGGCAAUUCAGUGGUUUGACGAUCAAAGAGGGAAUACCAGCUACAGACAGCUAAUUCUCUCACAUCAAGAUGCCUUUAUCGCUGGUAAUCCGUAUCCCGAUGCUAUGUAUUCAAGCUUUUGUUUUAAAGGAAAGUAUCAUUCUCUCGCUGAAGAUACACAUUGGACUGGGUUUCUUAAUGCUACGGUGAAUUAUAUCAGAAAGAAAUAUCCAAAACCUUGGAGUAAGGAGACUGAAAAAUUGGUUGUUUUCAUGCUUGGAUUUGUGUCACACCAAGUUGCUGACGUGACAUGGCACAGUCUUGGAAUCCAACAGGGUUUUCUACAAACAAUGGACAAAGUGAACUUCCAUGGUUCUUUCUCAGCGGCUCAUAGUGUGGGGGAUCCUGGUGGAGAUAUGGUCAAUACUUUUGAAGGAGAUACUAAAAAUGUCUCAUUUUCUUUGAAAAAUUGGUAUGUUCCAGUUAAUGAGCUUGCCAACAUUUACACUGAAUAUUAUGGCAAAGAAUCCAUCAWAGCAGAAGAGAUUGAGAUGUGUACCAAAAUUCUAUUUCUUGGAUGGAUGGGAGAAAGGAUCGCUGGCAGCAAAUUGUUUAARAGAUAUGCCUCAAAGUCUCCUUUUCUCAUGGAAGAUCUUCAUGAGUAUUUUCAAGGUGGCUUGUCUGAUAUGGCCGCGUGGUCUGGACUUAUUUGGCAUGACGCUAUAGACAUGUUAGAACACGGAACCAACUUCUGYUACAUUCCAAAAAGCCCACUCUUCAUACGUUGCAACAAARCAAAAAYAAUCACAGAAACAAAGGAAAUAGCYCUAAGAAAUCCUGGAAUAAUUUCUCUUCCAGGACUAUUUGAAAAUUUGAAGUUGUCCGAUGUCCAAGUCAGAAGAGCGGAUCAAGGAAUCUAUCUUUCUCUAAAAGAAAAUUUAAUCCAUGAAAUAUUUAUUCAAUCUCUGAAGGAAAGGAAAAGUGAAUUAAGUAAAGGAGAAUUCAAAAAUAAUAGUAAAAUAACAUUUAAUCGCAACAUUAGGGAAUCGGCAUAUCGAAGUGCAUCGUAUUCCACCAAGACGUCUUACGCAAAUUUAGGCUGGUCCCUAGCCAAAGGAAACUUUGAUCGUACACAUGACGCUGUCGUUCUUGGCGCACCAAGCUACGGUACUCCUGGGAGAAGCCAGUACGGUCGUGUAUAUGUAGUAAAUACUAACAAAGAUGGCAGCUUGCCUUUAGAUGCUCUGGACCUUGACACCCAAGCCCAAACAAUUCUUGACGGUGUUAUAGAGAAUGGGAAAUUUGGUGAUGGGUUAGCUGUAGUAGAUUUGAAUAAGGAUGGUGUUGAUGAUCUUGCUGUCAGUGCUCCAUCGACAGGCGCCAACAGCAUUCAGUACACUGGCACAGUCUAUAUCUAUUAUGGUGUACCAGGCAAAGGACUGUUGCCCAAACCUGAUCUGACCAUCACAGGAAAAGGCCAAUAUUACAACCUAGGGACCACUCUUAUGGGGGAAGAUAUAGAUGGCGAUGGACACAAAGACCUCAUAAUAGGUUCCCCUUUUGCCCCUGUGGGGGGUCCCCAGAGGGGUUCAGUGUCGAUAUUUUUSGCCAAGACUCCGAGGAAGCCUGGAGAGGAGUUCUCGGUGUUGGAUGCUGAUUGGKCGGCGUCUGGUGAACAGGACUUUAGCUGGUUUGGAUAUUCGAUAGAACUGAUUUUCAACGGCAAUCUCAAACCACUACUGGUUGUUACUGCACCAACUUUCAGAAUAUGUGCCAAACCAGACUGCAGUUACUCCACCAAUGACACCCAAAGCGCUGGCAGGGUAUAUGUAUAUGACGUCAUGCCAGGAACGAAGCCAUCUCCAGUUGUUACAGUCACAGGACACGCUACGUUUAUGAAGUUUGGUACUUCCGUCGCAUUUGGGAGGCCUAAUCCAAAAAGCAACAAUGUUUUAGCAGUAUCAGCCUCGACACUUUCUGUUCAGGGCACUGUUCUUAAGUUUGCAAAAACGUUUGAGCAAUGUGGAGCCAUCUACCUUCUCAACGUGACUGAUUUGCUGUCACGCAAGGGCAACUGGCCAGUAACAAAGCUUCCUGUCGUGACCGUCUUCGAAGGUGACCGCAGUUUUGCGAGAUUUGGUUGGAAACUCGGCUGGACGGAUGUAAACUUCGAUGGCAUUGAUGAUUUUGUGUUUUCUGCUCCGUUUAGAACUGAUGAUGUAACAGAGGAGCUCGAAGGAGCUGAAGAAGGACAAUUGUAUGUGUUUUAUGGCGGACAGAACUUUCCUACAGGCGAAGCGACAAGAGGUUGCAAAUCGAUUGAACCAUGUCCAGGUGAAAAGGCUUCUCUCGUCUUUAAGUCUCCGGAGGAACGCUCUCGAAUUGGAACAUCUUUCAUCAACAUAAACAGCGACAAUUCAUCACUUGAUAAUUUUGUGGUUUCUUUUCCAAGGAGUUCAUCGAAAGCUUUUCAUUCAGGGGCAGUGAACGUUUACAGCAUCCAAAACAAAUAACUUAGAAGCAUUGAGUCUAGUUUUAACGCAGAGCUAAUAAAUUUUUGAAGAUUAGACACGUAGAGACUUUUAAGUAUUGAUUGUGAUCGUCUGACUUUGAAAGACGCGAUUAUUUAUAUUUUUGUUAUUGCAAAAUGUAAUACAACGCCCGUUCUGAUUGGCAAUAAUAAUAAAAUAGAAAUUCUUUUCUA